UUGAACUUAAUGGAGGAUCCCAUUUUGAAAAUUUCCAUGGUGCCAUCCACAUCCCCCACAGACUCCCCCAGGAGCAACUCCACAGAGGAGAGCCAUGAAGGUAAAAGUCCAGCUCCUGGAAAGACCCUGAGCAUAGGUAUGCUGUGUAAGGUGUGUGCAGACACAAGCAGUGGGAAACACUAUGGUAUCUACGCCUGCAAUGGCUGCAGUGGUUUCUUCAAGCGCAGUGUGAGACGCAGACUAAUUUACAGGUGCCAAGCUGGAACAGGCAUGUGUCCAGUUGAUAAAGCCCAUCGUAACCAGUGCCAGGCUUGUCGUCUAAAGAAAUGCCUUCAAGCUGGCAUGAACAAAGAUGCUGUGCAGAAUGAACGUCAGCCCCGAAGCACAGCUCAGGUCAGGCUGGACUCUCUGGAUGUGGACACAGAAAAAGAGCACCUGGCCACCACCCGGGAGCCCACAUCCUCCUCAUCUACUUGCUCUGUGAUCAGCAGGCCCCUGCUGGCCUCCUCCAUUAGCUCCAACAUAAGCUCCACUGGCCCCAACCAGCGCAGCAGCAGCCCCAAGAACAGUCACCGCUUUAUGGCCAGCCUGAUGACCGCAGAAACCUGCGCUAAGCUAGAGCCUGAAGACGUGGAUGAGAAUAUUGACGUAACCAGUAACGAGCCUGAGAGAAGCUCCCCAGAGUGCAACACGUCCCUCUACUCGUACUCUGGCCCUGAGAGUGUGUAUGAGACCUCAGCUCGUCUCCUCUUCAUGUCUGUUAAAUGGGCAAAGAACCUGCCAGUGUUCUCCCAUCUGCCCUUCAGGGACCAGGUGAUUCUACUAGAGGAAGCGUGGAGUGAGCUUUUCCUCCUCUGUGCCAUUCAGUGGUCACUGCCGCUUGACAGCUGCCCCCUGCUCUCUCUGCCUGACUUGUCUCCUCCUUCCCAGGGCAAGAGCAGCCCCUCAGCCUCUGACCUGCGCCUCCUGCAGGAGGUCUUCACCCGCUUCAAAGCCCUGCAGGUGGACCCCACUGAGUUUGCCUGCUUGAAGGCCAUUGUUCUUUUCAAGCCAGAGACACGUGGCCUCAAAGACCCAGAACAAGUUGAGAAUCUGCAGGACCAGUCUCAAGUAAUGCUUGCUCAGCAUAUACACACACUCUACACCAGUCAGGCAGCAAGGUUUGGAAGGCUAUUGUUACUUCUUCCCUCCCUACACUUUGUGAGCUCAGAGAGGAUUGAGCUGCUCUUUUUCCACAGAACCAUCGGGAACACUCCCAUGGAGAAGCUACUCUGUGACAUGUUCAAGAAUUGA
Molecule: messenger RNA, 1293 nt
Organism: Colossoma macropomum (tambaqui)
Lineage: Eukaryota; Metazoa; Chordata; Actinopteri; Characiformes; Serrasalmidae
Gene: nr2e3
Product: nuclear receptor subfamily 2, group E, member 3
Exons: 8
Coding region: 10-1293 (427 amino acids)
Biological process (GO): positive regulation of transcription by RNA polymerase II; negative regulation of transcription by RNA polymerase II; cell differentiation
Molecular function (GO): RNA polymerase II cis-regulatory region sequence-specific DNA binding; zinc ion binding; nuclear receptor activity
Source: RefSeq, a predicted model, not a curated record